Spea bombifrons (plains spadefoot toad) is the source of this 1328-nucleotide messenger RNA. It is a transcript of the gene EEF1E1, whose product is annotated as eukaryotic translation elongation factor 1 epsilon 1. The transcript has 4 exons. Gene Ontology annotation, cellular component: cytoplasm; aminoacyl-tRNA synthetase multienzyme complex; nucleus. Gene Ontology annotation, biological process: positive regulation of DNA damage response, signal transduction by p53 class mediator. The coding region runs from base 65 to 589 and encodes 174 amino acids. Lineage: Eukaryota; Metazoa; Chordata; Amphibia; Anura; Pelobatidae. The record is from RefSeq and is a predicted model, not a curated record.
ACUACGACGUUUGUGUGGAUUGAGGUUGGUUGGCGACGCGUGUCUUUGUGUUUUGCCAACCAAGAUGGCGGUGGAGGAGCUGGGAGCUUUGGAGAAAUGCCUGGGACUGAAGGGAGGAAAAUACAGCAGCAAAGCUCAGGGUGGUAGCCAGGUUCCUGUGCUUCAAACCAACAAAGGCCCCAGCCUAGCAGGUCUUGCUACCAUUGCAUCCUAUCUAGUGAAAGAAGCGAAGAAAGAGGAACUCCUAGGGGCUUCCGUGGAGGACAAAGCAAUUGUGCAACAGUGGUUAGAGUACCGAAUCACACGCAUUGACAGAAUAGCCUCUAAAGAAGAUGUCAGAAACAUAUUGAAGGAUCUCAACGCGUAUCUGGAAGACAAGGUAUACCUGGCUGGGAAUAUCCUCACCUUGGCUGACAUCUUAACUUAUUAUGGCCUGCACCAUGUAAUUGCUGAUCUUUCAAUUCAGGAGAAAGAGACCUACAUUAAUGUUUCUCGCUGGUUCAGUCACAUUCAGCGUUAUCCAGGAGUACGACAGCACCUUCCAAGCCUGGUCUUCAUUAAGAAUAGAAUCUACACAAAUAUUCAUUAGGUGGAUGAAGCUGUGAAAUGCUUUUUUGGUUUUAAUGUAUUUACAGUAGUCUCACCAGUUCGGGAAGUGGAUAUUCCACCCCUGAAGAUUUUCCAGUUCCCACCAGUCUUUGUGCACAUCUUCGUCACAAAAUCCAGAGAUCCAAUUUACUUUUUAAUUUUAUUUAUUCAAAUUGUUCUAAGUUCCAAAAUGUCACAGUUGGCUACCAUGUCAUCUUUGGUUAGCAGGUGAUUAAAUGAGGAGAUAUAUUUUUUUUAAAGACUGUUCAAAGGAGACAAAGAGGUAAUUUUUUCCCUUAAUUUUCUGUAUGACACUGUGCUUGUAACAAGAAGGACCAUAGACAGUGAUGUAUGUACCCUCUAAAUUGUCAAUUUUUUCUCUAAGAAGCAAAAAAAGACUUUUUUAAUGAUAAUUUCAAACUUAUUUGUGGCAUUUAUGACCAGGUCAGUGUUGCUAUUUCAUCACCGUCAGCAGAACCGAUGACGGUAACUGCCUUUGUGCCAUUCUAACGCAACAGACAUUAUCAAUAUAAGAUCAAUAUGAACAGUGUGAAUUUCUCUGACAAGUACUGCAUUUUCAUUCAUAUAUCCUUUUAGUUAUCUGUCGAUUUCUGCCUCUUUACUCCACAGCUAUUUACUUUGGAAGACCUGCUGAAUUUUUUGUUCUGUUUAUGUUUUUUUUUUUAAAAGAUUGAAGAUUUGUUGGGUUGGAAAAUAAUAAAACACGCAAAAAUAGUUAA